Paramecium pentaurelia is the source of this 693-nucleotide messenger RNA. The record is from the annotation of a GenBank genome assembly. NCBI's taxonomy places the organism in Eukaryota, Ciliophora, Oligohymenophorea, Peniculida, Parameciidae.
UAUGUCAGUGUCUUAAUUGUUAAUUAAAUUAUACCAUCUAGUUGCAGAUCACAGUGAUAUAGAAUCCUUUUAAAACUUUGUUAAAUCACAAAACCUAAUUCACCAACUUACAAUAAUCAUUGAACAUAUUUAAAAUAACAAAAUUAAAAAGGAUUACAAGGAAUUAGAAAAACAAUUGUAGAAAUAUGAAUCUGAAGUCAGAGUGCAUAUCAGAGUAUAACUUACAUAUAUAUUAUUUUAGGAAUCUUAUCUAAUGAAUUAAAAGUACGAUGAAAUGAAAAAUUAAAUCAAAUAGUUAGAAUAAGACAGAAAUGAAUUAUUACAGAAUACAAAAAAAACUCUGAAUGUACUAUUCAUUCGAUAUUUAGUUCUUAGAAACUAAAAAAAGAGAAUGAGGAACUCUAUUAAUAAGUUAAACUGUUGAAGGAUGAACUAAAUUAUUACAAACAAUUUGAAAUAUGUACCCAACAGUCAACGAAAAUUAGCAAUUCCAAAACUAUUGAAAAAUAGAACAAACUUAAAGAUAAACGAUUCCAUACUAAUAUUACUCCGUAGAAAACUGCUAAUUCUUCUUUUGAUUAUUUAGUUAAUAAAAGAUUAAGUUAGCAGAUUGUUCAAAGAAAAAAGAGCUUUUAAAAAUAUAUGUUUAGCAAAAGAAAAUCUUGCACAACUGAUUUAUCUAAAAGUAUGUGA